Messenger RNA from Linum trigynum, 258 nucleotides. The record is from the annotation of a GenBank genome assembly. NCBI's taxonomy places the organism in Eukaryota, Viridiplantae, Streptophyta, Magnoliopsida, Malpighiales, Linaceae.
AUGGGGAGGAGAGGACUCUUCCCCAGAGCCCAACACUGGCCUCCUUUAUCUGGGCCAUCUUUCUUCUCGGCUGCUAGUGCGCAUCUACAAUCCCUAGGGGUGGCUUUAGUCGCCGGCGAAGACAGAGGCUGGGCCACCUUCCUUGUAUUCGGGCGCCGACGCUUCAGGGGAGAUCUGGCCAAUGCAAAAAGGGCUGUUGCUUCAGGGGAUUUAGACCCCUCUGUUCUUCCACUUGCAUGCCUUGCUCCAGAACCCUAG